Mangifera indica (mango) is the source of this 4811-nucleotide messenger RNA. RefSeq names its product RNA polymerase II C-terminal domain phosphatase-like 3. Gene Ontology annotation, cellular component: nucleus. Lineage: Eukaryota; Viridiplantae; Streptophyta; Magnoliopsida; Sapindales; Anacardiaceae. Gene Ontology annotation, molecular function: RNA polymerase II CTD heptapeptide repeat phosphatase activity. The coding region runs from base 379 to 4116 and encodes 1245 amino acids. The transcript has 11 exons. The record is from RefSeq and is a predicted model, not a curated record.
UCUAUGGCGUCUCUUUUAUUUUCCUUCUAAUGUGUCUGUGUCUGUCUAUUUUUCUCUUGCCUUCUAUUCAUUUUCUCGAGUAAAUAAUCCGUUGUAUUUGGUUGGAAAAUCUCACAUAAACACAGAUCUGAAUCUGAGAUUUGGAAAGAAAUUAAAACGAAAGUUAGAAAUUGAAUUUCUUUUCAUUUUUGUUGACAUUCAUAUAAUUUUAUUUUUGUGUUAAUAUUUAGAUCGUAGUCAAAGAAAGACAGACGAUUAAUUAAUAUUGUUCAGAUCUAUUGAAGAGUUCUUCUGAACGAUCGGUUGAAUAUUUGUAUAUAUGUUUGUGGUUGUCUGGUUGGAUAAUUUAAAAAGAAAAAGGAAAAAUCAGGCUGAGGGAUGGGAUUAGAGGAAGGUGAAAUUUCUGAUACGGCGUCGGUUGAAGAGAUCAGUGAAGAGGUUUUUAAUAAUAAUCAGGAAGUUGUUGUUGUGAAAGAAUCGAAGCCUAAAGGUGAGUCUGCUAGGGUUUGGACGAUGCAAGAUCUAUACAAUAAAUAUCCGACGAUUUGUCGAGGAUAUGCGUCGGCUGGUUUGUAUAAUCUUGCGUGGGCCCAGGCGGUUCAGAAUAGACCGCUGAAUGAUAUAUUUGUUAUGGAUGUUGAACAAGAUGAGGUGUCGAAAAGAUUGUCGCCGUCGUCGUCGGUGGCGUCUGUUAAUAGUAAAGAAGUAGUGAAGAAGGAAGUGGAUAAAGUUGUGAUUGAUGAUAGCGGGGAUGAGAAGGAGGAGGGUGAGUUGGAGGAAGGUGAGAUUGAUUUGGAUUCAGAACCGGUUGAGAAUGUUAUUGAAGAUAAGGAUUUAGUUAAUGGUGAUAGUUUAGAGAAAAGGGUAGAGUCUGUUAGAGGAGAUUUGGAGAGUGUUGCUAAUGUGAUUGAUGACAAAUCAUUUGAAGGAGUGUGUUCAAGACUUCAAAAUGCUUUGGAGAGCUUGGGUGAAGUGAUUGUCGACAAUAAUGUUCUUCCCAGAAGAGAUGCUCUCAUUCAACUAGCAUUUUCUGCUGUUCAAGCUGUUAAUUCUGUGUUCUGCUCAAUGAAUAUCGACUUAAAAGAACAGAACAAGGACAUUUUAUCAAGGUUACUUUCUCUUAUCAAGAGCCACUAUCCUCCUCUUUUCCUCCCUCACCAGAUGGAAGAGAUAGACGCUGUGGUAUCUUCUCUGGACUCCCGAAAUGUUUUGCUGGGUGGUAAAGCAAGCAAUAAUGAGAAAGAGAUGGUGGACAUAGAUGGUGUUAACAAAACGGAUUGUAAUGCAUUAGCUGAAAAUGAUGGCCAUGAUAUGACCCAUAAGAAGAAUUUGCUACCUGUUGAACCUUUGAUACAUAAUAAACUAUACGUGUCACUAGAAGCUUCAAAACCAGCUGUACCUGCUGUUAAGAGUAGAGUUCUGCUCCCACUGCUUGACCUACAUAAGGACCAUGAUGCUGACAGCCUCCCAUCUCCCACAAGGGAAACAACACCAUCUCUACCUGCUCGCAGAGCAUUGACUGUUGGAGAAGGUAUGGUUAAGUCAGGGUUGGCCGCAGCCAAUGCAGCUCAUGACUCAGAAGAUAUUAAAAUGUGUUAUUAUGAAACUGAUGUCGUCAAAGCUGUUUCCUCCUAUCAACAGAAAUUCAGUAAUAGUUCAUUCUUUUCCAAUGAUAGACUUCCAAGUCCAACCCCGUCAGAGGAGUCUGGUGAAGGGAAUGGUGAUACUGGUGGGGAGAUUUCUAGUUCCUCCGCGGUUGACAAAUUCAAAGUUGUAAAUCCACCUGUUUCAGGGCAAGAAGCUUUUUCUUCUUCACAACGCAUGGAAAAUUCCACCAUUCAAGGAUUGUCUUCUGCUAAAAGUGCUGCCUUCCUUAGCUCAGGGUCUAACCCUAUUGUGAAAGCAUCUGUUAAGAGUAGAGACCCCAGGCUUCGGUUUGCAAACCCUGAUGCAUUGGAUUUCAACCAACGUACUGUACCCAUGGCGCACAAUAAUCCUAAAGUGGAACCUGUUGGUGGAAUAACGAAUACAAGAAAGCAAAAGACCAUGGAAGAGGCUUCUUUUGGGGGUCCUGCAACUAAAAGGCAACGACACAGAACAGAAAAUUAUGGAGUUGGUGGGGAAGCAAAAACUGUGUAUGGAAACGCUGGCUGGUUGGAGGACACCAGUAUGGUUGGGCCUAAAAUUUCAAACAGAAAUCAGUUUGUAGAAUCUGCCGCCUCUGAUCCCAAGAAUGUAGCUGCUUGCCCUAGUGUUACUAUUGGUACACCGAAUGGGGUUGCUAGCAGAAAUGAGCCUGUGGCAGUGACUGCUCCCAGUACCACAGCCUCUUUGCCUGCUCUAUUGAAAGAUAUUGCAGGGAAUCCAACCAUGUUACUAAAUAUACUAAAGAUGGGACAACAACAGAAAUUAGUGGUAGAAGCCCAGCAGAAGUCGACUGAUCCUUUAAGAAGUAUGAUGCACCUGCAGAGUUUGAGUUCGAUUGUGGGAUCAGUUCCUUUGGAGAAUGUUUCCCAAUCAACUCCCUCAGGGGUUUUGCCAAAACCAACAGGAACAGUUCAGGUUCCUUCUCAAGCAGCAUCUUUGGAUGAUUUGGGAAAAGUCCGCAUGAAGCCUCGUGACCCUCGACGUGUUCUCCAUGGAAAUUCACUUCAGAGGAGUGGGAGCUUGGGACCUGAGCAGUUAAAAAUAGAUGGACCUUUAACUUCUAAUACCCUGGGGGACAAGGACAAUUUGAAUUUCCAAAGGCAACAGGGUCAAGCAGAAUCAAAACAAGUGCUAUCUCUAUCAGUUCCACCUCCAGAUAUUGCACAGCAAUUCACCAAGACUUUGAUAAAUCUUGCUGAUAUUAUGUCUGUGUCCCAAGCAUCAACAAAUCAACCAAUGGCUUCACAGAAUCUUCCGGGUCAAUCAUCGCAGGUGAAAUUGGACAGAACAGAUGUGAAAACUGUAACACCAAAUCAGGAUGACAAGCAAACUGGAACUGGUACGACUGCUGAUGGACCUGUAGGUCCUCCAUCGCAGAACCUUCCUACUGGUCCUGUACAGAACACAUGGGGAGAAGUUGCACAUCUUUUUGAAGGAUAUGAUGAACAGCAAAAGGCCGCCAUUCAAAGAGAGAGAACAAGGAGGAUAGAAGAACAGAAGAAGAUGUUUGCUGCACACAAGCUUUGUCUCGUCUUGGAUCUAGAUCAUACUCUUCUUAAUUCAGCUAAGUUCAACGAAGUAGACCCAGUGCAUGAUGAGAUAUUGAGAAAGAAAGAGGAGGAGGAUCGGGAAAAACCACAGAGACAUCUUUUCCGCUUUCCUCAUAUGUCAAUGUGGACCAAAUUGAGGCCUGGGAUCUGGAAAUUUUUGGAGAGAGCUAGUAAACUAUAUGAGCUGCAUCUUUAUACAAUGGGGAACAAGCUAUAUGCUACGGAGAUGGCAAAGGUGCUUGACCCUAAAGGGGUUCUGUUUGCUGGACGAGUCAUUUCUAGGGGUGAUGAUGGAGAUCCCUUUGACAGUGAUAAUGGGGGGCCUCCUAAGAGUAAGGAUCUUGAAGGGGUGUUGGGUUUGGAAUCUGGUGUUGUGAUUGUAGAUGAUUCAGUUAGAGUGUGGCCACAUCACAAAAUGAAUUUGAUAGUUGUAGAAAGGUAUAUUUAUUUUCCUUGCAGUAGGCGCCAUUUUGGGCUUCCAGGUCCUUCUCUUCUUGAAAUUGAUGUAGAUGAGAGACCUGAAGAUGGGACUUUGGCAUCUUCUUUGAUGGUUAUUGAGAGAAUCCACCAAAACUUUUUUGCCCAUCAGUCUUUAGAUGAUGCAGAUGUUAGGAGUAUUCUAGUAAUGGAGCAGAAAAAGAUUUUGGCCGGUUGUCAUAUAGUAUUUAGCAGGGUGAUUCCAAUUGGUGAUGCCAAUCCUCAUCUACAUCCACUGUGGCAGACAGCUGAACAGUUUGGUGCUGUGUGCACUAAUCAGAUCGAUGAACAGGUUACUCAUGUGGUUGCCAAUUCCCUUGGAACUGAUAAGGUGAAUUGGGCCCUAUCCACUGGAAGAUAUGUUGUCUAUCCUAGCUGGGUGGAAGCAUCGGCGUUGCUUUAUCGGAGGGCAAAUGAGCAUGAUUUUGCCGUUAAAACAUAAACAAGCCAUUACCCUAACCUCUUCUGGUAAAAUUAUAAUACAUGAUAAAGAUUGAAUCAAGUAGACACCUAAAGUUGGAAAAGGCAACUGCCAGGUCAUACUUGGUAGCACUGGCUGAGACUAGAGAGAUCCUUUCAGGACCUGUUUCUGAGUCCAGUAAACCACCCAUUAUAGCUAGCUAUCGGCUUUUCUCUUCAUUAGCCAAUUUGCUGAAGAGGAUUUUGAAAUUAACUGGUAUAAGAAGAUUACCAGAAGUUUAACGAUGGAUAUUUUGUGAGAGAAAACGAAUUGGGAUGAGUCGGGAGCUCUUGAUCCCAUGUGGAAUUGUGGUGGCUGAACCAAGUUUUGACGUGGUUAUGAAAAUUUCCGAGAAUUUGACUAACGUGGGUGAGGAUGAUCCAUAAAUGACAUUUAGGACGGAAAAGAAAAAUUAAAAUACAAUCACAAUGUGUCAUCGGGGUAGUGUAAUGAAGGGGAGUGUGAUGAUUUUUGUCUGGAAAAUUCACCUGAAGGAGUGUGGUUUCGUUCUGGGUUGAACAAUUUGAGGCUGCGGUUAUCGGAGUUUGGACAGAUAGACUUAACUUAGGCAUCCAGGAGAUUAGUGGUUCAAUCUAUUUAACCUCACAGCGUGCGUUUGAACCUUCUAUUUUUAUUCCUUUUAAAUAAUUCGAAGUCUGUUUAAAUUUUUGCCAGAA